UGGUAAUACAGUAACUGGAAUUGGAAAGAAAAACAGGGAUGGGGGACCGGACAAUAUUCCAAAUACUUUAAAGCGCUUUAUUCAAACGAUAGCUAAUAAUUCUAUAUAUACUUGCAAUUCCUUUCGAAUGGUUCCUUCGUUCAACUUCAAUUCCGCUCAGACUAAUGGCUGACCCAGAAUUAGAAGCCAUCAGGCAAAGAAGAAUGCAGGAGCUAAUGGCUCAACAUAGCAUGGGAAAUCCAGAUUCUGAACAGCAGAAAAGCCAGGAUGAAGCGAAGAGGGAGGCAGAUGAGCAAAGGCAAAUGAUGCUGAGUCAGAUUUUGACUUCUGAAGCACGGGCGAGACUUGCACGGAUUGCUCUGGUGAAACCGGAAAAGGCCAGAGGAGUUGAGGAUGUUAUACUGAGAGCUGCUCAAAUGGGUCAGAUUGCUGAGAAGGUUUCUGAGGAGAGGCUCAUUUCAUUGCUUGAACAAUUCAACACCCAGACUACUAAAGAAACCAAAGUAACAAUUAGGAGGCGUCCAAGCGUUCUUGAUAAUGAGUAGUCUAUACCAGGUUCUUGCUGCUACUGCUGCCUCAUAUUUGAGGGUAUAGUACUCUGUAAUUUAUACUAGAGGUGUAAUUGCCCUUUAUAAUUUCAUCUACAUGUUUUUAUUACUCAAAACUCCUUCAAAGUUCCUUUUAGAAGUGUGUCAGUUAUCCAGCCAGGUUGUCAACUUGUCAUAUGUGAAGCAAAUUACAAAGAUUACUAUUAAUAAGACCCCUCUUGUAUGGACAUCUGGUCGCACAAAUUGCAUAGUAUCGUAAACAGCUACUCCAGGUAUUACCCAUCCGCCAGGAGAAUUUAUAAA
This is a messenger RNA of Olea europaea var. sylvestris, 851 nucleotides long. RefSeq names its product DNA-binding protein DDB_G0278111-like. The record is from RefSeq and is a predicted model, not a curated record. Gene Ontology annotation, molecular function: DNA binding. The coding region runs from base 165 to 545 and encodes 126 amino acids. The transcript is spliced from 7 exons. Gene Ontology annotation, cellular component: nucleus; cytosol. NCBI's taxonomy places the organism in Eukaryota, Viridiplantae, Streptophyta, Magnoliopsida, Lamiales, Oleaceae.